UGUUUCUGUCCAGCAAUAGAUAUUUUUUUGUGACUCAUUACAUGUCUGACCAAUUUUUUGUUGUAAGCCUUGAGACCCAAGCCGUAAGCCGUUCGGAAGAGUUAUACAAAUUCGCGUGAUAUAUUGGUUUUGUUAGUUGUUUCACCUGAAGCAAAGCCAUGGCGUUCUCCACUCAAAAAGAGUUCUUUCACGUGCCUUUCAGCAACGAGACUUACGAGUUCGAGUGCGUCGAUGCUUGCGUCAAGCUAAAGAGCUAUCCAUCCACGGUCGACGACAGAUCGUGGUCGGCAACCGAGGACAGAAAGUCGCAGUUCGUGGCCGACCUGGUUGCAUGCAACUCGCCUAUCAAGAAGGACCGCGAAGGAUCUGGUCGUCCAUUGGGCCCAGAGGAUGAGUACGGUAGCAACUUGGUAGUGGGCGACAGCCUGAUCAACGCUGCCGACGAUACGAUCGGGAGAAUGCAGGACCUGAUGAUCAAGAACAGCAUGCUGCAGAAAAAGCUGGCCGAUUCCGACGACAAACUUAGGACGGCUAACGAGGAGAGUGACGAGAUCAAGCGAAUCAUGGACCAGCGCUACGACCCAGACAAGAGUAAGGCGCUGAAAAAGAAGAUCAAGCAGCUAGCCGACGACAAUAAGAUCACGCCUCAAGACGAGAAGGAGCUGAACGACCUGCAGGCGGCAAUCGACGACAUGAACAAGGCCCACGACAUCCUCGAGGCGGAAAACGCCAACCUAAAGCGGUUGAUAGACAAGCAGUCGAAGCGCUGCAAGAUGGACAGCAUCUCGAUCGAUCCGGAAAAGAGCAAAGACAUCCCUUAUCUGCAGCAGAAGAUCGACGACCUGGGCAAGGAGGUGGCCCUGCUGCGAGAAUUCGAGGACGAAGUAAUGAAGCGGUGUGCUAAGAAGUGCGGUUCAGAGGGCGGUGGUGGUGGUGGUGGUCCUUCUGGUUCAGGAGGUGGUGGUGCACCAGGCAAGGGCAGCUUCUCGCCAGACAAGGAUGUCGCCAACAUUCAAAAGAUCCUGGCCGAUCGCGAUGCCCUGCGCAAGAAGUGCAAUGAGCUGAAGGAGCUCGGUGACAAGGUUAACCAGCUGGAGCAAAAGGCCAAGGAGGCGGAGUGUGUGACAUGCAACUUGGAGUGCGAUCUCCAACAGCAGAAUAUGUGCGUGCAGCAGAUGCAGUGCGAAAUGCAGGAAAUGCAGAACUACUACGACAACGAGGUGGAAAAGGCCAAGGGGAACGAGGAAUACCUGAAAUGCUGUUGCAAACAGAUGAAGCAGGAACUGGUGGCCGCAAAGUGCGCGGCCCACCGGGCCCAGUGUCUGCAACACGAGAUCGACGUACUGCGAAAUGAGCUGCGGAAGCGGGACAUGGCGAUUCAGGCUUACGACUGCCAGUAUCAGCAGUUAAUGAUUAAGGCCAAGAUGUUUAAGGGCGCCGGCUAUCGGUUCCUCGACGACCUGCCAGCCAAUUGUAGCGAGAGCUGCUUAGAUGGUGAGGAGGAGGAGGAGGAAGGCGGAAACUGAAUAAUCUCAAGCCGGAAAAACUUUCCUAUUGUUCGGAAUGUUUUCAAAUUCCCAACAGCCAUUGAUCGAAAUCUAUAGUUUUAUCAAAUUAAACCUUUAAUGCAACCGG
This is a messenger RNA of Drosophila ficusphila, 1635 nucleotides long. RefSeq lists its product as uncharacterized. NCBI's taxonomy places the organism in Eukaryota, Metazoa, Arthropoda, Insecta, Diptera, Drosophilidae. The record is from RefSeq and is a predicted model, not a curated record. Bases 159 to 1526 code for a protein of 455 amino acids. The transcript is spliced from 3 exons.